ACGUGGUUCAAGGAGAACCAGGAGGGGGAAAUAGACAGAGAUGACAGGGAAUCGGAGUUACAGUUAGCCUGCCGAUAUUAGGAGAAAUUUAAAUUGAUACGCAGUUUUACAAAUAUGAAUAGCGUUGGAGAGGGAUGCACUGACCUAAAGCGUGAAUAUGAUCAGUGUUUUAACCGCUGGUUUGCAGAGAAAUUUUUGAAAGGCGAUCGGAGUAGUGAUCCUUGCACCGAGAUGUUCAAGAAGUACCAGUCGUGUGUUCAGAAAGCGAUCAAAGAAAAGGACAUCCCUAUCGAUGGCGUUGAAUUUAUGGGGCCGAACAAAGAGAAGACCGAGAGUUGACAUGAUAACCAUGAACUGCAUCCAUUCUUCUGAAUGGUCAUCGGGCAUCGGGAACUCUUAACGGUGCCAACAGGGGUUGGCAUGUCAGGUCGGGAUGCGGGCCUUUUCCACGCCAGGCGGACACUGUGUAGCAGGCAUAUGAAAUUACUUGCGUUUACGGUGUCUUGUUAUUUGUCGAUCAGCCGACCAAAAAUCAGUGGAAAGUCAUCCUGGGAUCUUGUCAGCUAUGCGUCCAGUUUGAGCGUGUACCUUUUAGCUGAAGAUUGCUAUUGAAAAUUACUAUCAAUAUUCAGCCUUAUAAGAAUUCUAUCAGACAUCAAGGUCUGAAGAAGACCCGGUGGUCUUUACAGAGACAAGGUUCAAAUUCACAGGAUACACUUUUUGACUGCUUCUGCGACCUCUUAAAUGUAACUACUGCAAUGAUUUUUUAAAGUAGCAGUCAGGGCUACUGGUGCUUAAGAAAGUGCCAUGUAAUAUACUUAAGAAAUUGUUUAACGUAUGUUGUAUGUUUGGUUGAGGUAGACAGACAUGUUGAAUUUGACAGUAAAGUUUAUUUUGCAUGACUGAGAAGGAUGAUGCACAGGUGAUGCCACUCACUUGACAUUAACUCAUGUCUUCAUGGCUGAUAAUUCUGAAAUGUGCCAGGAUUGUUUCACAUCAGCUUUCAGAUCUUCAUCUAUUUUUUGUUUUACCUGUAAAAUGUAACUUGUGAAGGGUAAACACUAAAAAUAUCUUCCAUACAUGUUAAACGAGAAUUUGCAUUUAAAUAUACCCAGGUCUCAUUUGUGUGGCACUGGCAGCUUUAGGUAAAUUUGCUCAACUUGGAAGAUCAUCCUAUGUGCAGUGGACGUGACGCAUUAAAGAAAUGAUUCACACCCUUCACUAA
Molecule: messenger RNA, 1225 nt
Organism: Sardina pilchardus (European sardine)
Lineage: Eukaryota; Metazoa; Chordata; Actinopteri; Clupeiformes; Clupeidae
Gene: triap1
Product: TP53 regulated inhibitor of apoptosis 1
Exons: 2
Coding region: 115-339 (74 amino acids)
Biological process (GO): phospholipid translocation
Cellular component (GO): cytosol; nucleus; mitochondrial intermembrane space
Molecular function (GO): phosphatidic acid transfer activity
Source: RefSeq, a predicted model, not a curated record